UGGAGUUUCAGCCAAGGAGUCGGGGACGCGCACCCAGCUGCGUCUGUGAUCUCUGCGCUCGUUCACGAGCAUGUAAACACCUGACCGCUGCAGUGGGACUGAGCCCGCAGAUUUUUUCCAAGUAGAAGACCAAACUCCUCUGCAAAGCUUCCUGUUGAUUCCACAGCUGUGUUGAUUGUGAGCAGGAUGGCGGACGAGGAGAAGUCGGUAUCAGAGGAGCAGACGGUGGACCGCGGCCCGCUGCCGGACUCCAGGCGGCGGACUCGGCUGUACUGCAUGAAUGGCGGACACCACCUCCAGAUCCUCCCUGAUGGGACGGUUCAGGGCCUCAGGGAUGACGAGGACGUCCACAUUGUUUUAAAGCUCAAAGCUGUGGACAGAGGUGUAGUGGUCAUCCAAGGAACAGAAGCCGGGCGAUACUUGGCCAUGAGCGACGAGGGCCGAUUGUACAGUUCCCCCACAGUGACUGCUGAAUGUUACUUCCUGGAGAAGUUGGAGGAGAACCACUACAACACAUAUAUACCUCAGAAAUAUCAGGAGAAGAACUGGUACGUAGCUCUGAAAAAGAAUGGAAAACCUAAACUGGGUCCUAGAACUCACAUCGGACAGAAGGCCGUCUUCUUUCUGCCCCGACAGCUGAGUGACUCCGGGGAGUGAAGACACUCUCAGCACACAGAGAUACCUCCACCUAAAUGGAUGUGAGCUGCACCGAGAUCCACUUUAGUUCAGUACACCUAAAUUCAACCUUUUAGUUCAUGAACUGGGCCAGAACAAGAAUGAAUGUUAUGAAAAGGGUUGAUGAGGAGCUGGCUUGCAGAAAUCUGUCAAGAACAAAAGGGGGUGAAGUUGCAAUAAUUUAACCGAUUAGGGAAAGGACCAGCUAGCAUCUGAGCUAAAAUAUUGUAUGUAUGUCAUCAUCUUUUUUUCCCACUAACACAUCCCAUUUUUGCUGGUGGCAGGUCUUCUUAUUGCAAAACACGAAGAGCAAACAAGAAAACACACACACACACAUAUAUAUAUAUAUAUAUAUAUAUAUGUAUAUAUAUAAUAAAAAGUAGUAUGAUGUAGCACAUUUGGUCACCCGAAUUAGUAAUUAUCAUAUAAAAUUGUCUCCAGAUGUCAAUGAAGAACAGAAGCAGGAAUAAGUAAUUGCUUAAAUGAAUUAGUAAAUGCUUAAUAAAAAAUGUCAGAACUACCGCACUCCUUUGAAUGCAAAAUGACACAUGUAACCCGGCGCUGACUGUGAAUGUUGUUAGUUUGUUGGAAGUCAUGUGCUUCGAGUCCUUUCUAGUUUGAGUUUUCUACAGUCAACACUUUGCUCUCAACGAGUAAUGCCUCUGCAGAUUAGAAGACAAAAAAAGUAUUUUACAGCUUGAAAAGGGCUGUUGAGCCACUUACCUCUCUGUACAACAGGAUGUAAAGCUGAAAAACUAAUUUCUUAUUUCCAGCAGGUACACUUUGUUGCCACCAAUGUGUAAAAUUACUAAAUGACCAAGUGCAUCACUGAACAGACAAAAGCUGCCACUCUGUUACAACCUUGAGCCACACACACACAAAACUUUGCUUCAUUAUACUAACCUGUAAAUAGAAUCAAGACUGUUAUACAAUCCAGACAACUCAGAAAAGACGCAUUAAAAGUGACAUUUAUUUAACAAACGUUUUCUGUACAGUUUCAUAACAACAAAACCCCAAGGUUGCAGCUUUACAUCACAGAGAAAUAAGCAUAAUGAGUCUGUAGCAAAGCCAUGGCAGAAGUAUGAAGUUAACUGAUUAAACAGUUCAGUUUGCUGGACCAGACUAAAACUAUUAUCCUGACACGUCAUUUCGCUUAGAGAAUAAAAACAAAAACCCCUGCGUCAGUCAUUCCUUAUUUUAUUUGUCUGGGACUUAAAAUGAUAGGAACAUCCUUUUGGGUUUUAUUGGUUAUGUUUCUAAAAGUGCCCCUGCAUACAACAUUCUUUGAUAUAGUUUUGAUGUCCACAAGAUAGUUAACACCUUAUUAAAUCAUUAAAAAAAAU
Messenger RNA from Etheostoma spectabile (orangethroat darter), 2018 nucleotides. It is a transcript of the gene fgf1a, whose product is annotated as fibroblast growth factor 1a. The record is from RefSeq and is a predicted model, not a curated record. Lineage: Eukaryota; Metazoa; Chordata; Actinopteri; Perciformes; Percidae. Gene Ontology annotation, molecular function: growth factor activity. Bases 187 to 657 code for a protein of 156 amino acids. The transcript has 3 exons.